This is a messenger RNA of Pogona vitticeps (central bearded dragon), 1988 nucleotides long. Its product is annotated as kelch repeat and BTB domain-containing protein 12. Gene Ontology annotation, molecular function: protein binding. NCBI's taxonomy places the organism in Eukaryota, Metazoa, Chordata, Lepidosauria, Squamata, Agamidae. The record is from RefSeq and is a predicted model, not a curated record.
UAAGGGCACAAGCAUCCAGGGAGAAAGGCUGGAGGGCUCUUUCCAUCCACCAUCCCACACCUGCUCAAGCUUUUUCCUUCAGGGACGAUGCCACAGCUUCUGAAGGUUUUCAUUGCCCGAUCUCUCCCAUGGCUGGCCCUGCGGACCACCCAACGAAGACCGAAAUGGAGCCGGAUGGCACCCAAACUCUGAAGAAAUGCAUCCGAGAAGGUAUCAAGAAUUUGUAUGAGACUCAACAGCUCUGUGAUGUCACCUUGGUGGUCGAUGGAAAAAGGUUCCCUUGUCACAGACCACUCCUGGCCUCCAUCAGCCUUUAUUUCCAGCGCAUGUUUGCCAGCACCUUUAAGGAAUCCCGGGAAGGAGAAGUUUUUCUCAUGGAUUUGUCAGCCACUUCUCUCCAGAACCUCCUAGGGUACAUCUACAUGGGAGAUCUCCUGCUUCAAGAGGCACAGGCUGAAGAACUGUUUGUAGCAGCCAGCAGACUUCAGAUUACUCCUGCCUUGGAGAUUAUCACCAGAUUCCUCAUGGAGAGAAUUUCCAUGGAGAACUGCCUGGGGCUGUAUGCGUUGGCGUAUUCCCACAACCACCAGCCUCUCCUUUACGCUAUGGCGUAUUCCCACAACCACCAGCCUCUCCUACGCCCCGCUUUACGCUACGUGGCCUUCCACUUUGAGCACCUCUCUGAGGAGGCCUGUUUCCUGUCCGUGGACUUCCACGCCCUGCUCAGCAUCCUCACCUCCGACUGCCUUGCGGUGGCUUCUGAAGCGACGGUGUACCGGGCCGUGCGCCGCUGGGUGCAGCACAAUCCAGACGAGCGCCUGGCCAAGCUCCCCUUGCUGAUGGAUCACGUCCGCCUUCCCCUCCUGACUCCCGAGGAGCUUGCCGAAGUCCGGGUAGAAACCGAGGAGCUUUAUGAGUGUGUCCGGCUGCCGUGGGAGGAGCUCGGUGUGUCGGAAAGGCUGUGGGCGAGCCGAGGGCUGAGGAAAGGCAUGUACCACGACGGCGUGGUCUGCGUGGGCCUCCCGAAAUGGAGCGACGUGAACGUGGGGGGCGAGGAGCUAGAUUCCCAUGUCCACUUCUUCGACCCUUGCACCGAGCAGUGGGAGCAGCUCCCUGACCUCAGAUCCUUGAUCUCUCCCAGCUGCGUCUCCACGGGCCACAAACUCUACGUGGCCGGUGGCCAACACUUGGAUGGGUGCUAUUCAGAGAGCCUGCUUGUGUACGACACCAUUGGGGGCUUCUGGUCGCCGCUUCCCUCCAUGUCCACUGCCCGAGCUGGCCACGCUCUUCUCCUGUGUGAGAAAAAGUUGUACAUCGCUGGUGGCUGGGAUACCACGGGGACGCUGGUCAGCGCAGAGAGUUACGACCUGGAACGAGAGACGUGGGCGGCCAUCACUGACCUUCCGUUCGCCUUGGCUUAUUUUUCCUCUACGACACUCGGGAGCAAUUUGUAUCUAAUUGGCGGAGAAAUGGGGGAUGCCGACCCCGCAGUGCCCCAUAAGGGAUUCCUAGUUUAUGAGGUCGGGUGCGGGGAAUGGUCCCAGAUCUCCACAGACUUUGAGUGUUACGAGGCCAGCGCCAUCCCCGUGGGCGACUCCAUCUUUGUGGUCGGAGGGCUCACGGGAGACGACCGACAAGGAAACCGCCAGUUCACGUCACGCUGCGCUUACCUCCACCAGGACGGCACCCUGAACCGCGAGGUCUCCGUCCCGCCGCUCCCCGUCGCCAUCUCUUACCCGGGGGUGGUGCGUUGGAAGAAGAGGAUUUACGUCUUUGGAGGCGACCGCAACAAUCUCUACUCCAGCGCCAUCCACUUCUGGGAGCCCGGUCAGCCGAAUUGGACCCAGUGUUCGGCAGUCUUGCCCGAUCCCAAUUAUGGGGCGUUUGGGUUCAGCUGCGUGCCCCUCAAGGUGCCCCGGGAAAAUAUCCUUGCCGUUUUCCACAGAGGAUCGACCCCCUCCGCGGACGGUCAUGGAGAAGAUGGUUAG